CUGCAUUUGUGCUGUGAGUGCAAAUAUUGUUCAUCUGUGCAUACACUGACUGUAUACACAAUCUAAGAUGAGCUCCAUAGAAGUACAAGGCAAUAAGCCUCAUGCUGUAUGCAUUCCCUUUCCAAUUCAAAGCCAUAUAAAGGCAAUGCUGAAAUUAGCAAAGCUCCUACACCAUAGAGGUUUUCAUAUAACCUUUGUUAACACAGAGUUCAACCACCGCCGCUUUCUUAAAUCUCUUGGACCUAACUCCCUCAAUGGCUUGCCUGAUUUUCAAUUCGAAACUAUUCCAGAUGGUCUUCCAGCUUCAGAUGAGGAUGCCGGCCAAAACGCCUAUUUGCUUUGUGAUUCCAUCAGAAAAAAUUUCUUGGCAGUAUUUCGUAACCUCCUUUUAAAACUCAAUGACAUGGCAACUUCUAACAAUAUUAGUAAUCCUCCAGUGACUUGCAUUGUUUCAGAUGGUUUCAUGACUUUCAGCAUCACAGCUGCUGAAGAACUUGGAAUCCCUGUUGCACUGUUCUUUACUAUUGCUGCAAUUGGAUUCAUGGGCUUUAAGCAAUAUCCCACUUUGGUAGAGAAAGGACUUGCCCCACUCAAAGAGGAGAGCUAUUUAACAAAUGGCUUUUUGGACCAGGUCAUAGAUUGGGUUCCCGGAACGAAAGCUAUUCGUUUAAAGGAUCUCCCAAAUUACUUUCAAACUACAAACCCCAAUGACAUCUUGUUCAAGUUAAUCUUGGAAGCAAUGUACAGAGUUGAUAAAGCUUCAGCAGUUGUUCUUCAUACUUUUGAUGAGUUGGAGGCAGAUGCUUUGCAUGCUCUCUCAUCAAUGCCUCCACCUGUUUAUACCAUUGGCCCUCUCCAGUUACUUCUCAAUCAGAUACCACAACACCCUUUGAAGUCCAUGGGAUAUAGUCUAUGGAAAGAAGAAACUGAAUGGUUCCAAUGGCUCAAUGCUAAGGUGCCAAACUCAGUUGUUUAUGUAAACUUUGGCAGCAUAGUGGUCAUAAAGUCAGAAGAUCUUAUUGAGUUUUGUUGGGGACUUGCAAAUAGCAAGCUUCCCUUCUUCUGGGUAGUUAGACCUGAUCUGUUAGUUGGUGAAUCGGCGAUUUUGCCACCUGAGUUUGUAGCUGAAACUAAGGGAAGAGGUUUGGUAGCAAGCUGGUGCCCACAAGAGCAAGUCCUUAGCCACCCAUCCAUUGGAGGAUUCUUAACACACAGUGGUUGGAACUCAACCAUUGAGAGUCUUUCUGCAGGAGUUCCUAUGCUUUGUUGGCCAUUCUUUGCCGAACAGCGAAUAAAUUGUGUCUAUACUUGCAAUGAAUGGGGCAUUGGCUUGGAGAUCAAUAAUGAUGCCAAGAGACACCAAGUAGAGAAGCUCAUUAAAGAGUUAGUGGAGGGAGAGAAGGGUAAGAAAAUGAGAACUAAGGCUAUGGAGUGGAAGAAACUAGCAGAGAAGGCCAUCAGUCCUGAUGGUUCUUCAUACUCAAACUUAGACAAUUUAGUGAAUCAAGUUCUAUUAAGAAAAGCCAGGUGCUGUCCAUAUGAGCCUUCUUAUUAGGUUUGUUGUUGUUCUUAAUAACCUACAAAAUGUAGAGCCUAGAGUCUAUUGAGCCUUGCUACCAUCUCUAAUUUCUUGCUUUGCUGUAAGCUAGUUAUAAUAUGAAACUUAUUAAACAAAAAAUUAUG
Prunus mume (Japanese apricot) is the source of this 1683-nucleotide messenger RNA. The record is from RefSeq and is a predicted model, not a curated record. NCBI's taxonomy places the organism in Eukaryota, Viridiplantae, Streptophyta, Magnoliopsida, Rosales, Rosaceae.